Molecule: messenger RNA, 1359 nt
Organism: Baudoinia panamericana UAMH 10762
Lineage: Eukaryota; Fungi; Ascomycota; Dothideomycetes; Mycosphaerellales; Teratosphaeriaceae
Exons: 3
Coding region: 1-1359 (452 amino acids)
Cellular component (GO): mitochondrion
Molecular function (GO): metal ion binding
Source: RefSeq, a predicted model, not a curated record
AUGCGCCCUGCUAUACGCAAUGCUGCUCGCCGGGCAUGGCAGCAGCAGCAGCGCAGAGGACUCGCCGCGCCCGCCUCGGGCUCCUUCCAAUACCAGACGGGAGAGGCGCAGGGCAUCAAGUUUGCCAGCAGAGACCAGCCCGGCCCCGUCGGCACCCUCGCCCUCGUCGCACAGGCCGGCACGAGAUAUGAGACGGCGCCCGGUCUGGCCGAGGGUCUGAAGUUCUACGCUUUCAAGAACACCGAGAGACGGUCGACGCUGCGGAUACAACGCGAGUCAGAACUCCUCGGCUCGCAGCUCUUCUCAUACCACUCGCGCGAGAAUGUCGUCCUCGGCUCCAGGUUCCUUCGCGACGAUCUACCCUACUUCGUCGAGCUGCUCGCGGAGGUGGUCAACAUGACCAAGUACCAAUCACACGUCGUCCACGAAGAAAUCAUCCCCCUCAUCACCAUGGACCAGAAGAAGUACCUCGCCAACACCCUCGACAUGGCCACCAACUCCGCCUUCGGCCUCGCCUUCCACCGCGGCCUCGGCCUCCCCGUCCGCCCCGCCUCCUCCAUCCCCACGAAACGCUACCUCACCGUCGACGCCCUAUCCACCUACGCCAAAUCCGCCUACUCCAAGCCCACCUUCGCCGUCGUCGGCAACGGCAUCGAGCACUCCGAACUCUCGAAAUGGGUCAACGAGUUCUUCGGCGACACCGCCGCCUCCCCCGCCACCAAACUCACGACCCAACAGUCCAAGUACCACGGCGGCGAAGAACGCAUCGCCCACGCCUCCACCACCCAAUCCCUCGUCAUGGCCUUCCCGGGCUCCAGCAGCCCAACCGGCCCCUUCUACAAGCCCGAAGUCUCCGUCCUCGCCGCCCUACUCGGCGGCCAAAGCACCAUCAAGUGGUCCCCCGGCUUCUCCCUCCUCUCCAAAGCCACCACCUCAGCACCAAACAUGCACAUCACCACCCGCUCCCACAUCUUCUCCGACGCCGGCCUCCUAACCAUCGAACUCAGCGGUCUCGGCUCGGACAUCCGCUCCACCGCCCCGCAGGUAGUGGAGACGCUGAAAUCCGUCGCCCAGCAGGGGAUCAGCAAAGAGGACUUUGCGAAGGCGAAGGCGCUGGCCAAGUUCAAGGAGUUGGAUUUCGGGCAGGAGACGGCGGCGGGGAUGGAGUUGACGGGCGCCGGGUUGGUGCAUGGCGAUAAGGCGUACCAGAUCGAUGAGAUUGCCAAGGGGUAUGAUGGCGUGACCGAGGAGAAGGUCCGGCAGGUGGCGCGGGAGGCCGUGGAGGGGAAAGCGAGUGUGAGUGCGGUGGGAGAUUUGCAUGUGCUGCCUUUUGCGGAGGAGAUUGGUUUGAAGGUGUAG